AUGUUGGAGACGCGGCUUCACCAUAAAGACAUAAGUAGUCGAACGUCAACAGCAAUGGACAUCACAAUUCAAAAGGGCAGCAGUCUUCCAGAGUUAAAUCGAUGCACAGACUGCUGUUCGUUGUUCCACUGUCCCUUCUGUGGACCAGCCUGGUUCCUGCCCAACAAGAAGUCCAGAGUCCAGGCUCAUAUGAAUCUCCACUUCAACAGAGCAGUCAAACAUGAAGAUUACACCAUUCACCGCUGCAGCCGCCAGUGUCGACAUCAGCCUCACUAUCACUGCAUCCACUGCGGCAACACGGUCCUGAGGAAGAGCGACUUCCAGAGGCAUUUGCAGCUAUGUAACGCCGAGAACGCGGCUGAACAACAGCCUCCAGUCAACGUAGAAGCCCCAGAGCCCAUGACCUCGACCCCAGUGCCGAAGGAACCACCGAAACCACUGAAACGCAAGAAGACGCCGACGAGAAAGGGCAUUGUCAAGAGGCCGAAGAAGUUAGACGCCAUCAAACCCGUUCGUUUGAAAAGGAAAAAGUGCGAUGACGAAGACGAGGCGAGUCCUGACACUGGAGAAGAUGAAGAAGAGGACGUUCAACGAGACGACGCUCUUCCAAAAGUCAAGAGAUGCACAGAUUGUUGCACGGAUUACCACUGUCCCCUCUGUGGCCCCAAGUGUGUGCAGCCCUGUCCGAAGGCGAAGACGGAGGCCCAGGGACACCGCCAUACUUCUAUACACUAUGAUGGCUACACAAUUCACCGCUGCCGUCACUCCUGCCGAUCAACGCCACAUUUCCACUGUCCUUACUGCGUCCAGACGGUCAUAAGAACGUACGACUUUAAGUUGCAUUUGAAAACGUGCAAAACCAAAGACUCAUCGGCCCCCGCUUCGCUGCCGCCUUCAGCCGCAGAAGAAAGCUCAGAGUCCAUCAGCAAAACCACUCCCAAAAGGGUCGUGCGACGGUUUAGGAGAGACGCCACUCGCCUGACGUGCUCUGCUGUCCAAGAAUAUGAAAAACCUUCUGAAACUGUGCAUAUUUCAGUUCAAAAAGGUGAUUCUCUUCCAGACCUUCAGAAGUGCUCUGCGUGCAACAAUUUCCACUGUCCGUUCUGCUCCCCUAAAGCCUUACAGCCGACCAAGAAGUCACGGAUCGAGGGUCACCUGAAGACACACUUACACAGCGCAGUGAGAUAUACAGAUACCACCAUCCACCGUUGUCGCCUCCUGUGUCGAGGCCUCUCUCACUACCACUGCUGCUUCUGUAACUCCACCAUCCUCAGAACCAUGGAUUUUGUCCGACAUUUAGAACUGUGCAAAAGCAAAGACCAGUCGUCCGUAGUAACCGCAACGCCUUUAGAUUCCCCGGGUCUUGACGUCUCCGAACUCGCCAUUGCAUCAUUCAAAAACCGUAGACUGACGCUGAAAGACGCACCCAAGCGACUCCAACGCGCCAAGUGCCCCAAAUGCCAAGUCGUGUGUUUUAAGAAAAAUCUGAAAAAGCACAUGGAACGCUGGCACUCGCUACAAGAGUCCGAUAUCUCGUCCACAUUGAAGAGCGAGUGUGUCGAUCCGCAGAACGGCAUCUACGCGGUCCACAACGUCAUCUGCGGUGUUUCGCGGCCGCUCCACGUCCAGAUUAUCAUGCAGGGAGAGACCGAAUGCGUGGCGUGCGAUUCCACCUUGUGCCAACGCAAGCUAGAGCUGGCGCGCGCCGAGCUAAAGUCGUGCAAAUGCAAGCACCUCCAGGCCGUGGCGAAUUGUAGGACUUUUCUGUCUCCGGUCGAUCUCCCUCAAGCCUCUCUGACAGAAAUGGCAAAGAGAAAAGUAGUCGGGAAGAGUAAGAUUAAAAUGUGCGUGGAUCGGCAAGUGCAAGCCACGCAACACAACGUCCCGCUUUCGGUCCAGCUGUUGCUAGGCGAACCGACGUCCAAGAAGUUCGUCUCAGUCUACGAGCCAAAUAUAUUCAUCUACAGCCGCCUGCGAAGGGUGAUCGUGUCGUAUAACGAGCGCCGAAACGUCUGGUACUGUCCUUGCUCCACCACCAAGAAAACCUGCGGCCACAAACACGUCGCGCGGUGGCAUUUGUUCCAAACCGAGCCAAAUCUGUUCAACAGCAGCAGCAGGGAACCGAGUCCUAGCAAGCCGCGCAAAACGCCAACCAAGACGCCGUCCGGGAAGAGGCGAGCCAAGGCCAAGCCGCUCGUGGAGAAAGCUGGAGGCGAAGUGGAGAGUGAUGUUGAAGAUACGCCGUUGGAAAGUAUUGAGACGAUGGAAGCGAUUGAAUCCAUCGAGUCGAUAGUGGCGGCAAUGGAGACCAGUGUGAGCGCGGCCACCUACCCGCCCAAGGACGUGCAGAUGAUAAAGAGCAUGGUGCAGUUUCUCCUCUUGAACAAACGGAUCCCUGCGCUACUCCCCGAUCACCUGUCUCUGCCCGUGGAUAAGGACUACCCUCAACACCUCAUCCCCGCAGAGACAAACUGCCUCUACUGCGCCGACGGGAUCGCCCUGAGCCAACCGGUCCUCAUCACGCCCAAGGCCAAGAUCCUGAUGUACUCCAGGAUUCUCCAAGAUGUUUCCACGUAUUAUAAAUUCUGCCCUCGCUGCGGAGUCCCGUACCGCUACCAGGAGUGGGGAGAAGGUCUGCACAACUUCAACGAUCACCUGCUCCUGGAUCUGCCCCUUUGUCUCAUGAUCCGCAACACGCUGCAGGCCCAGACCACUUUUGGACAAAUCGUGGAGUCGUUGAAGGCGAACAAAGGCGCUGCUUUCCCUUCGCCGGACGCUCUGCUGCAGGCGUACCUACACUUCGAGGCCCUCACCGACACUCAGAACCAGUACUCCUGCGUCACCUACGGCACCCGGCCCCCGGUGGUCGUCAGCGAACUCCACAACAAGGCCUUCCACAUGACAGGCAGAGACUUAGCAGAACCAACAACAAACGUGAGUGGACCAGGAGACAUGGACCACCUGUGGAAGGCCCUGAGGGAGGAGCGAGUGGCACGAGGACUGGUGUUCGGGACCAAGAAACCUGUUUUAUACACAAUCAUGUGA
Molecule: messenger RNA, 3045 nt
Organism: Knipowitschia caucasica
Lineage: Eukaryota; Metazoa; Chordata; Actinopteri; Gobiiformes; Gobiidae
Source: the annotation of a GenBank genome assembly